AAAAAUAUGGCACACGACAUCGAAUAAAACGACGACCUCGGCAUGCAAAACGAGAAAUCGAAUGUAAGAUUCCAGGCAAAGAGAGAAUAUUUUUAUUACCGUUAAAAAGCAAUAAUUUAGAAAACCCUGUUGCUCGGUCAGAUCGAUGUUUUACAGAGUGGCUUCUCUGGCUGGGUUUAGUUUAUAGAUGUUGCAAUUACGCGUGCACUGCCAACCGCUCUUCGUGUUGGCUUAGCCGACACAACAAGUUUUUUAUUUCCAUUCUAGCUUUAUACCUACUUCGGUUUCGUCGGCACACAGAGAGCCAUUUGUAAGGCCUUCCAAUUCCGAGGUGGUAAUCUCUGAGCCAAAGUAGGGCUCGAAUCGUGUCCAAUUUGGCUGUGAGAUUGUAUUUUGAUCUUGUUGUCGAGAUCUUAGAAGGGUCAUUAGUUCAUGCCUUACUUCGAUUUAAUCAGUACUCACAGAACCGUAUGGAAGAUCCCCGGCAAUGAAAUAGGAUCGCUGAUUGGGCUUGAGUCGGAGGAGUCCUGGAAUUUUGAUAGUUUGGGGGCUGAGAUCAUUUUUUCGGAUGUUUUUAGGUCUAGGAAGGAUUGACUCGAACCGAAAGAAAGAAAAAAAGGAGAUUAAAAUUUGAGCUGUAAAGGGCAGCUUUUAUUUGGAUUGGUUUAAAACCCAAAUUUGAACUGAAAAGCAUUCCUAAUAUUGGUUGAAAAUGAAGAAGGUAAGAUUGGAUCUUUGUGGGAUUAGGGGUAUGAGGAUUUUGGGAAUUUUGUGUUGUCUGUAUUUUAUGCUAUUUAGUUUUGAGCUACCCAAGAUUAGUUGGACAGAGGACAAUUCAGAAGAGGUGUUCGUUAGAGAUAAGACAUUGUUGCAGCCUCUCUAUAAGGACCCUCUUCAUGAGGAGAAUGAGGUCAAUAAUGCUCCAAUUAGGCCUUCUAAAGAGUCUUUCCCUGUAAUGGGUGGGCCUGUUUCCUAUUCCGUAGAAAUGAACCAGACAAAGGAAUUGUCUCAGUUUGAGAAGUCUGCAAUGGAGGCCUGGACAUUAGGUCUAAAGGUUUGGGAAGAACUAGGGGCCGUAAUGGAUGAUGAAACUGCAACCGCGGACAGGAUUGAAUCCUGCCCAGGUUCAAUAUCAAUGAAAAAUAUAGAACUACUGAAAUCCGGAAAGGUGAUGCAUUUGCCUUGUGGAUUAAGAGUGGGUUCUUCUAUAACUCUUGUCGGUAGGCCUAGGCAGGCCCAUGAGGAGGAGAACCCCAAAAUCUCUGCUCUGAAUGGGGCCAACUCUCUACUUGUUUCUCAGUUCAUGAUUGAAUUGCAAGGGCUGAAUGCAGUGGAUGGUGAGGACCCACCUAGGAUAUUGCACUUUAAUCCGAGGUUGAAGGGGGAUUGGAGUGGUAAGCCCGUGAUAGAGCUCAAUACUUGUUAUAGGAUGCAGUGGGCUUCGGCUCAGAGGUGUGACGGAUGGCGAUCAAAGGAGGAAGAUGAAACUGUUGAUGGUCUUCCCAAAUGUGAAAAGUGGAUCACUGAUGAGGAGGGGAGUCCAAAAGAAACUAAGAGUACUUCAUGGCUCAAAAAUAUUAUUUGGGGUGAAAAGAAGUCAGUGAUUGAUUGGCCAUACCCAUUUGUGGAGAACAAACUGUUUGUUCUUACUCUAAGUGCAGGAGUAGAAGGCUAUCACAUCAGUGUGGAUGGGAGGCAUGUUAUAUCUUUCCCCUAUCGGACGGGAUUUGUACUUGAAGAUGCAACUGGCUUGUCUGUGAAUGGUGACAUUGAUGUACACACAGUUGUUGCUGCUUCCUUGCCUACUUCUCAUUCCAGCUUCUCACCUCAGAGACUCUUAGACAUGUCAGACAAUUGGAAAGCUCCACCUUUGCCGGAAGGUCCAGUGGAUCUUUUUAUUGGGAUACUAUCUGCUGGUAACCACUUUGCAGAACGCAUGGCUGUCAGAAAGACAUGGAUGCAAUCAAAGCAUAUCCGAUCAUCAAAUGUUGUUGCUCGUUUCUUUGUUGCCUUGAAUGCACGGAAGGAAGUCAAUAUACAAUUAAAGAAGGAAGCAGAUUUCUAUGGUGACAUAAUAAUUGUGCCAUUUAUGGACAAUUAUGAGCUCGUGGUUUUGAAGACCGUUGCAAUAUGUGAAUAUGGGGUUCGUAAUUUAUCUGCCAAAUACAUUAUGAAGUGUGAUGAUGACAAUUUUGUGAGAGUGGGUGCUGUACUGAAGGAAGUAAAAAAAAUAUCCCAUGGAAAAGAUGUUUACAUUGGCAAUCUAAAUUACUAUCACAAGCCUCUUCGGGUGGGGAAAUGGGCUGUCACAUAUGAGGAAUGGCCAGAGGAAGACUAUCCACCUUAUGCAAAUGGACCUGGAUAUAUCAUAUCAAAUCAAAUAGCAAAUUUUAUUGUAAAUCAGCACUAUAAUAAGACAUUGAGGUUGUUCAAGAUGGAAGAUGUAAGCAUGGGGAUGUGGGUAGAACAGUUCAAUGCUUCAACUCCAGUUCAUUAUUCACAUGAUUGGAAAUUCUGCCAGUUUGGGUGCAUUGACGAUUAUAUCACUGCACAUUAUCAGUCACCAAGACAGAUGUUCUGCAUGUGGGACAAACUAUCUAAAGGAAAGGCUCAGUGUUGUAAUAUGAGAUAGAAAGAUUUUGUAGCUAGAAGGUUGAUGUUCAUCCCAUUAUCUUAAAGGUGGCUUCAUCUUCACUCGGGAAUUCCAAAUUACUAACCCCUCUCUCUUCUAACUGCUGUUGAUUAUGAUACAUUCAUUAAUUUUUUUUGUCCGGAAGUUGCACUCAAGAAAUUUGCUUGUGAGUGGGGAACUAUACACAUACUACAUCCCAGUUGAUCUCCGUGUAGAUACACAUACUACAUCCCAGAUGACAAUAUUCAAUAUUGAUAUUUGUUGAUCGGAAUGUGACUUCAGGAUAAAGCUAACUUUUGACCAGUUGAUCUCCGUGUAGAUACCUUGAUAUCAAGACGUGGGUCAGUCUUACCUUCCGAAGAUCUGGAACAGUAUUCUUACAGUAAUCAUUGUUUUUAUAUUGUAUAUGGUAUUACCAUUUUUGUGUAUCAAAUAAAUUUUAAGCUUCAGAGAAGGUUACCAAUAUU
Cryptomeria japonica (Japanese cedar) is the source of this 3099-nucleotide messenger RNA. Its product is annotated as hydroxyproline O-galactosyltransferase GALT6. The transcript has 7 exons. Gene Ontology annotation, cellular component: Golgi membrane. Bases 713 to 2632 code for a protein of 639 amino acids. The record is from RefSeq and is a predicted model, not a curated record. Gene Ontology annotation, molecular function: galactosyltransferase activity; carbohydrate binding. Lineage: Eukaryota; Viridiplantae; Streptophyta; Pinopsida; Cupressales; Cupressaceae.